CACUUCUUUAUUAAUUUUUUAAAUAAAGAUAAAUUCAUUAUGGGGACCACCAACAGAGGACACGGGAAUGAUGAUGAUAAUAAUACACCUGACUAGUGAGCCUCACGUUUCCACGCUGUAAAGGUCACCAAAAUAUGCGUUGUUUUUUGCGAAAGAAGCGCUAAAUAAAUCCAAACAAAGAAGAAGAGGGAAAUACAAAUACACAAAAUAUUAAAUAAAAUAAAACAAAUAAAUAAAAAUCCACAAACCCUAGCUAGAAUACUGUCUUUCCCUUUUCGCUUUUACCGAAUUUCAAUAUACUUUCCCUCCCGAGUGUGUUUUCCUCCAUGAAAUGGGAAAUGGAGGUGUAUGAAAUCGAAGCUGUUCUCGAGAAAAUCUGGGAUUUACAUGAUAAGCUCAGCGAUGCUAUUCACUCUGUUUCUCGAGCUCAAUUCCUCAAUUCCGUCAAGUCUCGCACCAAGUCCGACGACUUCUACACUCACCGUUCUAACAAGAAAAACGAUAACAAUGGAGAUCAGGUAAAGGCUGGUUACGUUUUCGUUAAGGAGUUCCGUGUUGAUGAUGAUGAAUCCGCUCUUCAUGAGGCUAAGAGUCUCAACGACAUUCGGACUGCACUCGAACACCUUGAAGACCAGCUCGAGUUCUUCCAUACCGUACAAAAUCAGCAACGUGCAGAGAGGGAUGCUGCACUUGCUCGCUUAGAGCAAAGCCGAAUUGUACUUGCAAUGCGAUUGGCUGAACAUCCGGGUAAGAAAUAUAAAUUCAUUGAAGAAGCUCAAUCUUUGGUGGGAGAUGUUUGUAAUGCCAGUCAGUUUGUUUCUCCUGAAAAUCUUUAUGGUCCUGCUACAAGCGCCCCAGGUGAAAAUUCAACGACGCAGAAGAGGAAGAGAUCAAAUGCUCUAUUCAAUAUAUUCUUUUCUAGUUUUAAUUUCUUUAGGAAGUCUCUUAGAGUGGAUGAAGUGGGUGGAAUUUUGGGGAAUGCAGCCUUGGUUGCAAUCAGCAUGCUGGCACUGAUGCAUCUGCAGCAAGUUGGUAGCAAGGAAAAAUACCUUCUGGACCUCCCAUUAGGACAAGACGUUGACUACAACAGAAAUAUCAGAAAACUCUCUCAGCCCGAUGGAUCAUCUUCCGGUCUAAAUUUGGAUGUGUUGUCAGCCAGGGGCUGAAACGUAAAAUAAAGUCGGUAUGGUGAGAAUUGGGGAGAAAGAGGGUACUGUCUUUUUGGAGUAUAAAUUUAUUUGUCUCUCUGAAAAAAGUUUCAACGUAUUGUAGCCAAAAUUUUACUGAGGUGGGAAAACCAAGUUUCUUAUUGUAGACAGAGUGGUAAAGAAGGGAACAUAUCGACCAAGUAUGUUUUUUCCAUCCAUGAUGUUGUAAAGAGCGACAGCUGCAUUUCUUUGGAACAUAUGAGCAAUUUUAUACUAUAAUCUAUAUGUAUGUUUCAGCGUGAAGUUCAACAAUUUUGAUUACUUGUUGCCAA
Messenger RNA from Solanum dulcamara, 1480 nucleotides. RefSeq names its product plastid division protein PDV1. Gene Ontology annotation, biological process: chloroplast fission. Bases 327 to 1166 code for a protein of 279 amino acids. The transcript has 2 exons. The record is from RefSeq and is a predicted model, not a curated record. NCBI's taxonomy places the organism in Eukaryota, Viridiplantae, Streptophyta, Magnoliopsida, Solanales, Solanaceae.